This is a messenger RNA of Uranotaenia lowii, 1718 nucleotides long. RefSeq names its product vanin-like protein 1. The record is from RefSeq and is a predicted model, not a curated record. The transcript is spliced from 5 exons. Gene Ontology annotation, molecular function: hydrolase activity, acting on carbon-nitrogen (but not peptide) bonds, in linear amides. The coding region runs from base 97 to 1650 and encodes 517 amino acids. Lineage: Eukaryota; Metazoa; Arthropoda; Insecta; Diptera; Culicidae.
AACAACGUUUCAGUGUCCGGUUGACGCUGUUCUCGGUCACAUUCUACAUGUCUCUUGUUGAUUGUUACCGGUAAAGGGAAAAUUUAUAGAUUAAAAAUGAAAGUUCUAAAAGUUUUGGUUACUAUCUUAUGUGGUGUCGUUCUCAGUGAACAGGUAUCAUCCCCCAGUGAUGAUCAUUAUUGGGCAGCCGUCGUUGAGUAUGAAUAUACAAAUUUUGAAACCGACUCAUCGGAAGUGUAUACGGCAAAGUCGCUUCAGAGAUAUAGUGACAUAAUCCUGUCGAAAGAAGUGGAUCCAGUUGACAUCCUAGUGUUCUCGGAAUAUGGGCUCAGCGAUACGGGGAUGGGUUCUAGGGUCCCAGAUCCGGGGGAAGGAAUUGUUCCGUGCGAUAGUCCUGAGUAUGGAAUAUCGGUACGAAAUUUGUCCUGUUUAGCAAGAGAUCGGCAAAAGUAUUUGGUUGUGAAUUUGGCUGAGAUUGCCAGCUGUCCCAUGAAGGGAGAAACUCGUCCUUGUGCCAAGAAUGGACUGUACAAUUUCAACAGUAACGUAGUGUUCGAUCGCAAUGGAGCAGUUAUUGCACGGUACCGGAAGUUUAAUCUGUACAAUGAACCUAAGAUGAACAUAACUUUGGAAGCUGAUUUGAGUGUGUUCAAAACUGAUUUCGGUGUCGAAUUCGGUACUUUUAUCUGUUUCGAUCUGUUGUUCGAGAAACCAGCUCUUCAGUUGGUGAGGCGAGGGAUAAAAGAUUUCGUCUACUCCACCAUGUGGUUUUCGGAUCUACCUUUUCUGACGGCAGUUCAAAUCCAGCAAGGAUGGGCUUAUGCCAAUAAUGUAAAUUUCCUGGUUUCCGGUUCCAACAAUCCCGGCAUAGGCAGUACCGGUUCGGGAAUCUACUCCGGCAGAAGAGGGCCAAUCGUUUCGUACAUAAGCUACAAAAAUGAAACAAAAUUGUACGUCGCAAAAGUGCCAAAGAUCGAUAGAACGAAUGCAAUGGUUUCCAAACACCAAUCCACAAGAUACUCUCCAUCGGAAAUGGCCGGCAUGAAAACUACUCGGGAUCAAGUCGAAACCUACGUUUCUGAAAAUCUUCCACUGGUGAGCCAUAAAAAUUACAAGACUAGCCUUUGUCAGCAAGAUGUGUGCUGUAAUUUUACCAUUGAUUACAGUGUCAACAAUGUAGUCAACGAAUCCAACUUUUACCAUUACAAACUGGCCGCAGGUGAUACUUCACGAUCGGUAAACGGAUUUGCGGACAUUUACAUUACAACCUGUGCCAUUAUGGCCUGUUCCGGAAGUCGACCAGCGGAUUGUGCGGUACGAUUUAAAAACCCAUCGGAAGUGGCCGAAGUGAUCCGGUUCAACUCGAUCGAAAUAGAGGGAGUGUUUGGCGGUAACGAUGAGGAAGUAUCCCUUGUGCCCAGUAAUGUCGACACCAGUAUGUUGCCGCUUGAAGUGGAUGAGUUUCAUUUCAGCCACAAAUACAACCAACCGUAUCACCAAGUGCAUUACCAGCUGACGAAACCGAGAUCUGAUAUUUUUACCUUUGCGAUAUGGGGUAGGAGAUACAAAGGUGUGUCCCGUGCCACCAAAAUGUUCGCUUUUUGUGCACCUUUGAUUUAUAGCGCUUUGCUUACUAAUUUAUACAACUAAGACUAGUGAAAAUCGUUUGAUCGUGAAGAAAACAGUACAAAAAAAUUAAAACAAUUUUAUUUUCGAAA